Cannabis sativa is the source of this 1768-nucleotide messenger RNA. Its product is annotated as cytochrome P450 71D9. The record is from RefSeq and is a predicted model, not a curated record. Gene Ontology annotation, molecular function: oxidoreductase activity, acting on paired donors, with incorporation or reduction of molecular oxygen; iron ion binding; heme binding. The transcript has 2 exons. The coding region runs from base 119 to 1657 and encodes 512 amino acids. NCBI's taxonomy places the organism in Eukaryota, Viridiplantae, Streptophyta, Magnoliopsida, Rosales, Cannabaceae.
CAAGCUAUCCAUAUAUAACACUUGUCCAUUGACCAUUAUAAGUGCACCAACUACUCCAAACUCCAAUCUUUGAUCUUUUUGAUACUAUCUUCUAUCAAUCAGUCUCAUUACUUUUCACAUGGAUCUUCAACUACUUUCUUUCCCAAUCAUCAGCUUAGUUUUUAUGUUUAUGGUAGUGAAAAUAGUUUUGAAAAGAGCUCAUCAUCAAGCAAAGAACUCAGUUUCAAAGCUACCCCCAGGACCAUGGAAAUUACCAUUGGUGGGAAAUAUACACCAAAUCUUUGGCUCAUCACCCCAUAUUUCAUUCAGAGACUUAGCCAAGAAAUAUGGGCCAUUCAUGUACCUCAAAAUUGGACAAAUUCCAACUCUAAUAGUUUCAUCACCAGAGUAUGUUAAAGAGAUCAUGAGAACCCAUGAUGUUGUUUUUGCAUCUAGGCCUCAAACUCUUGCUGCUCAGAUCAUGGCAUAUAAUUGUACUGACAUUAUAUUUUCUUCAUAUGGUGAGCAUUGGAGACAACUCAGAAAGAUUUCUAUGCAAGAGCUUCUAAGCCCGGGAAGAGUUCAAACUUUUCGACCGGUUAGAGAAGAAGAGUUGUGUAAUCUUGUUGAAGGGAUCAUGACAUCUUCAAAAGAUGGGUCACCUAUCAAUGUUACUAAAAUGGUUACAAAAUGUUCUUAUGGCAUAACAUCUAGGGCUGCCUUUGGCAAGAAAAGCAGUGAUCACGACGAGUUCAUUUCGAUUGUUGAGGAAGCUAUCGAGGCAGCUGGAGGCUUUGAAUUUGCAGAAGUGUUUCCUGCUUUGAGAUUUCUUGAUUGGAAAAGUCGUCCUAUUUUUGAGAGCAUCAAACUAAGAUCUUCAAGAAUAAUGGAAAAUAUCAUCAAGGAGCAUAUAAAAGAGAAGGAAAUUUCAUUUGAGAAAAUUGGAAAGGAUGAAGAUUUGGUUGAUGUUCUUUUGAAGUUUCAUAAGAAUGGAGAUGAUCUUGGGCGGUUCACCCUAACAAAAGACAAUAUUAAAGCAGUAAUCUUUGAUAUCUUUGUAGCUGGAAGUGAAACAACAUCUUUAUCUGUAGAUUGGGCUAUGGUAGAAAUGAUGAGAUUUCCAAAAGUGAUGAAAAAGGCUCAAGAAGAGGUGAGAAAAAUUAUUGGUACAAAAGGGUCAGUGAAUGAAUCAUUAAUCAAUGAGAUGAAAUACUUAAAAUUAGUUGUUAAAGAAACUCUAAGGUUGCAUCCUCCAGCUCCUUUGUUACUUCCAAGGGAAAGUACAGAAAAAUGUGACAUUUAUGGUUAUGAGAUACCUAAGAAAACAAGAGUAAUAGUAAAUGCUUGGGCAAUUGGAAGAGAUCCAAAGUAUUGGAUUGAACCUGAGAAUUUUAUGCCAGAGAGGUUUAUGGAAAGCUCUAUUGAUUUUAAGGGCAACAAUUUUGAGUACAUUCCAUUUGGUGGUGGAAGGAGAAUAUGUCCAGGCAUGUUAUUUGGUGUUAUUAAUAUUGGGCUUUCACUAGCAUAUUUGUUAUACCAUUUUGAUUGGAAACUUCCUAAUGGAAUGAACCAUGAAAAUUUGGAUAUGACAGAAUUAUUUGGUCUUACAAUGAGGAGAAAAGAUGAUUUGUAUUUGAUUCCUACUAUUUAUGAGCAUUCUUCUAUAGCAAAAUCAUGAAAUUAAUGUAAUGAUUUGUUGUACUUGAUUCUUACAAAAAUGUUGAGCUUUGUUUCAAAGUUUAUUAAUAAAAAAUUCACAAAUAUUUUGAUUGGAAUAAAGAAAAUAAAA